ACAUACAGCAGCAGUUCAGUUAUGUUACAGUGUCCUUUAAUCCAGCUGUUGGUGGGGUGUAAUAAACAGAAGAUUGAUGUUCAUACAGUUCCUGUAGUGGAAAACUGUAAUGAACAGAAGUGUGAGCAGAUAGUGAGUGCAGGACAUGGACCAGAGGAAAACAUCUCACCGUUCACAUUUACAGCACAGAGAAUCCGGAUAGAUAAAGAUGAUGAAAUGUUUGAGGAUGGUGAUGUGCAUCGACAUUUGUACCUGCAGGAUCUUGCUACAACUCCUACAGAUGACAGCUCGGCAGCAAUCAUUUCAGAGUUCCAGUGUCACAUUGCCGGCUGCAAGCAAUUAUUCGACACUCUUGAGGGAUAUGAGCACCACUACAAUUUACUUCACCGUCAUGUAUGCUCCAGCUGCAAACGCUCUUUUCCAUCCAACCAGUUGCUGGACAUACACAUACUGGAGUGGCAUGACACAUUAUUUCAGGUCAUGGCAGAGAAACAGUGCAUGUAUCAGUGCUUGGUUGAGGGCUGUGGACUGAAAUUCCGAACUGCUAAAGAAAGGAAGGAUCAUCUAAUAAUGACUCACAGCUAUCCGUCAGACUUCAGAUUUGACAAAUCAAACAAGAUCAAAAGAGAAACUAAAGGGAAAAAGACUGCUCAACAGAAGAAAAUUUGUAUGACAGUUCUUGGCAAUGUAGAUAGUCCACAUAGCGAAGCAGAAAAUUGUGAGUCUAUGGAUUUUUCUCCAACCCAAGGGCCUGAAAGCCAGCCUGUCCAACAAAAGCCACAGUAUUCAUACAAGGUACCACAAUCUAUUUGCUUUGGCCAAGGCUCAGUCAGAGGCUUCAGAGGUGGAAGAAGAAAGAAAUAGGCCAAAACCUACAUAGUAAAUCUGUUAUAUGAUUUUCUUACAUACAGUAUAUACUUAGUGUGAUUUUAAGAGCUGUAUUUUUAUAAUAAAAAUAAAACAAGAGUGUAUAUUACUUUCUUAUUUAAUAUUUGUUCAUCAUAGACUGCAAAACAUGUAUUAUCUAGUUAAAGCUGCAAUUAUUGCAAUUAUUGCCAUUGCCGAUCAGUGCCAUUAUUAAAGAUGGUAGGAAAAAUACUAUAAAAAUAAAUAAGAUGUUUUGUUGUGAGUAGUCACACUAAAAAGCCAGGAUGAGUUUUAACUC
Molecule: messenger RNA, 1165 nt
Organism: Trichomycterus rosablanca
Lineage: Eukaryota; Metazoa; Chordata; Actinopteri; Siluriformes; Trichomycteridae
Gene: znf511
Product: zinc finger protein 511
Exons: 6
Coding region: 22-864 (280 amino acids)
Source: RefSeq, a predicted model, not a curated record